GUGAGUUCGUUUAUCCGGUUAUAGAGCAUUAUGGAGAGAAAAUGUUUCUGCUGAAGAAAGUGAGGACCGGAGUCGUGCCGAGGGUGCCCAAAAAUGUGGGCUAUUUGGCUGUGCACUGAACUGUGCAUGAGAUCCUAUGGGAUCAGCCUUCGAAUAAACACCUCAGUGCCCAGCACCAAAGUUUCAGGCUAACGGUGAGACGACCUAAGCUUCGCCCAUCCCGUUGAUCAACUUUCCUCUUCAAUGCCAUCAUGCCAAUCAUCAGCAAUGCCAAUCAUGACUUCAGCAACCUCUCGGUCAGUGAUGACAGCAGCUUGGACCACAUCUUCACCGAGAUCCCAGAAACCGAGACCAUCAAGGGAGUGUAUUACCAGCGGGCUCAGUUUAUUCGCCGACCCGAAGACCUUAAUUUGGUUGAUCAUGGCCUGCAGGCUCUCAUCAAUGUGGGGGGCAACCGAUACACCUUCCCUUGGAGUACGUUGGAGCAGUUCCCCUUGACACGGUUAGGACGUCUUAAACCCUGCAGCAGCCCUGAAGAGAUUGCUCGCGUCUGCGACGAUUACGAUGAGGCACGCCAUGAAUUUUUCUUCGACCGUAGCCCCAACGCGUUCCGUGUAAUCCUCAACUUCCUAGCAGCCGGAAAGCUGCGUUUGUUACGAGAGAUGUGUGCACUCUCGCUGCACGAGGAGCUCAACUAUUGGGGUGUAGAGAUGACUUACAUGGAGCGCUGCUGCAAGCGCAAGAUGUACACACGCCUUGAGGAGGUCGCCGAGCUCGAGCGGCGAGAGGAGGAACGUCGCCAACGUAAUUUGCAGCUGCGCCCUCCUAUUGUGGAGACACGUUACCGCAAGUUCAUGAACCAACUGAGGGACAUGGUGGAGAACCCUCAGUCAGGCGUGCCUGGAAAGGUGUUUGCUUGUUUUUCUGUGUUGAUGGUGGCCAUAACAGUAAUCAGCCUGUGCAUCAGUACCAUGCCGGACCUCAGAGAAGAGGAGAAUAGGGGUGUGUGCUCGCAGAAAUGCCAGCAUAUGUUUAUCAUUGAGACGGUGUGUGUGGCCUGGUUCUCCCUGGAGUUUCUGCUACGGUUCGUGCAGGCACGCAGCAAGCUGCAGUUUCUCCGUGGACCCUUGAACAUCAUCGACGCCAUGGCCAUUCUGCCCUACUACGUGUCUCUGGUUGUGGAUGAGAAACCCAAUGACGAAAAUGAGCGACCUUCUGGAGGUAAGGGCUACUUGGACAAGCUUGGAUUGGUACUACGGAUCCUACGUGCCCUUCGGAUCCUCUAUGUGAUGCGGCUGGCCCGCCACUCUCUGGGUUUGCAGACACUGGGACUGACGGUGCGCCGGAGCACUCGUGAGUUUGGCCUGCUGCUGCUUUUUCUCUGCGUGGCCGUGACGCUCUUCUCGCCGCUGGUGCACCUGGCGGAGAGCGAGCUGACCGGAGUGCAGGAUUUCAGCAGCAUCCCUGCUUCUUAUUGGUGGGCGAUCAUCUCCAUGACCACAGUGGGUUAUGGAGACAUGGUGCCCAGGAGCAUCCCCGGCCAGGUGGUGGCGCUCAGCAGCAUCCUGAGUGGGAUCCUAAUCAUGGCCUUUCCAGCCACUUCCAUCUUCCACAUGUUUUCGCGAUCCUAUCAGGAAUUGAAACAGGAGCAUGAUAGGCUCUUUAAAGAGGAGUGUGCGGCGGCCGCAGCUGCAACCACAGGACUCGAGGAAGAGCAGGAUGGAGGAUGGGUGGCCUUUCCUCCACCUAGACUAGUUCUUACUCCGGACACAGAGACAGCUGGCUCCUGUGAAGACCUUUCUCUACUUGGGAAUGGUGGAGAGACUUCUGGGAAUAACAAGCACCCUUUACCAGCUGGAGCUUUUUGAGAAAUGCACAUGCACUGUUCUUUAGGACAAACCUGUUCUUCCUUGACCUCGUACUGAACCCUCUCGAAGUGAAAGAGGUGAAUUUUCGGAGACAACUCUGUCUAAAGAGUUACAGGGCCUUGAAGUUUUUUUGUCUUCCGUCAGCCACAAGCUGACUACAGCUCAUGAAAGUACUAUUUGCUUCAUAUUCACACUGUGGACUUAACUGCUAUACCAGAUUUAGCACUCCAUGCAAUAGAAAUAAAUAAAUAAACCUGCAUAGUUGAUCUCCAAAGCCUUGUUGAAGACUAUUAGACAUAUAGAAGAGAAAUGUAGGUUCCUCAGAUCGACCACAUUUUUGACAAAUCCAAAGAUGUGCUGUUUUGUUGACUGUAUCAGAUGCAAGAUUUGCUCUUCCAGAAAAAGUGCACAUAUAAUUCCCUGCAUUGGUCGGGACAGGCAUGCAGUGGCUCUUGUACAGCUCCAAAUAAAAACAACAGUAAUCUCUG
Molecule: messenger RNA, 2356 nt
Organism: Danio rerio (zebrafish)
Lineage: Eukaryota; Metazoa; Chordata; Actinopteri; Cypriniformes; Danionidae
Gene: kcng4a
Product: potassium voltage-gated channel, subfamily G, member 4a
Biological process (GO): transmembrane transport; monoatomic ion transport; protein homooligomerization
Cellular component (GO): plasma membrane; voltage-gated potassium channel complex; membrane
Molecular function (GO): voltage-gated potassium channel activity; potassium channel regulator activity; monoatomic ion channel activity
Source: RefSeq, marked provisional